UUCUCACACACACCUUGAACACCAUACACGGCGCUCUCACACCUUAACUCUUAAACUUCACCUGACAACAAUCUGUGUGGACGAGAUAAAUAAGCACGGCGUUUAAUGAAGCAGGAUCUCCUGGGAAAAGCAACUUGCACCUGAAGAGCUGCUGGACUUGGACUUUAAGUCAGACAUUUCUGAAGUGUUCAUAACAAUGCCGGUGGUCAAAGUGGAGAAAGACUCUCCAGCAGACACCACCUUGCCUGCUUCCAACCCUCCACCGCAGACGGAGGAGCAGCCCAGAGGUCGGAGGAGGAAGAGACCUCUCCAGAGAGGGAAACCCCCGUACAGCUACAUCGCACUCAUUUCCAUGGCCAUAGCCAACUCUCCAGACCGCAAGCUGACUCUGGGGGGCAUCUACAAGUUCAUCACAGAGCGCUUCCCCUUCUACAGAGACAAUUCAAAGAAAUGGCAGAACUCCAUCCGCCAUAACUUGACUCUCAAUGAUUGCUUUAUCAAGAUCCCCCGAGAGCCGGGGCGGCCAGGGAAGGGCAACUACUGGGCUUUAGACCCAAACGCAGAGGACAUGUUCGAGAGUGGCAGCUUCCUGAGGCGCAGGAAGAGGUUUAAGCGCUGUGACUUGAGCACUUACGCUGCAUAUGUCCAUGAGACACCAGUUUUCUCUCCUGUCCAGAUUGCAAGAUCGGCUGCAUAUUCCAACUCAGUCUACAACAACAUGACGGUCAGUCCGGCCUACGGGCAGCAGCUGCCCUCUGCCUAUUACCCCUCCUCAUCUCCUCCUGGGUUCGGUCCUGGUCAGACCCGCAUGUUCAGCAUCAAUAACCUUAUAGGACACCCGACUCCAGCGAGCAUGCUGGGAGGUCAAGGGUCAGAGGUGAUGCAGCAGCCCGGCCGGACCUUCAGUCCUGAGGGGCUCACAAAUGGAUCCAGUCCCUGCAGCCUGGGAGCCCCAGCUUUCCAGAGCCAACCGUGCGGAGGGGCCGUAUCAUCACGCUCCUCUACACACCCUGGGUUCACCUACUCUGGGCCAAACAGCCACCCACACCACCUUACACACCAGAGCUCGUACGGACAGGGCCACAGCCAGGGGUACACAGCGACAGGACGCCUCCAUCCCUCAGCCCACGGGUCUAUGGAGCCCAUGGACCACUACGGCAGGGUCUCGCCAGUGCAGCUGGGCUCUUUCUCCCAGUAUAACAGUGCUGCAGGUCCUAUCACCAACACUGGGGGCUACCUGAGACACCCCACAUACCCAGGAAAUAUGGACAGGUUUGUGUCUGCUAUCUGAGACUCUAGAUCCGAGCAUCUCACCAGCAUGCUAACAGAACAUCAGAGACUUGAGCCGGACAUUUCUGUGCACAAACUACUGUUUUUCUUUGUUCAUGACAUUUGUUAAGGACAAAUCUGAACAGACUGAUUAAAAACACCAACCCUGACACAACUGUGAUUUACCACAUUAACCCCACAACCCAUUUUCCAUGUUGAUGGUAAUUUACUCUGAGUUACGGCCUAUAAAUUUGGAUUUAAGUGUCAAGGCCUCUUCACAGCAUGUGAUUGUAAAGUUUAUCUAAUGUCGUGUGGUUACAACUUCUUUUUUUGUUGUCAUGAAUUGAAUGUGCAGGUUUAAUACUUACGUUACUGGUGAUAUUAGUAUAAAUUAUUGUGCUUCAUGGUCAUAAGCUUUGCAAUGCGUGGCUUGUAUGAAGAACGUCAGCUUUAGUACAUUUGCAUGUAUUUUGUUGCCAAAUGAAAAUGCAUAUGAUGUUGUCUUUUUGGAAAUAAACAGAA
Epinephelus moara (kelp grouper) is the source of this 1791-nucleotide messenger RNA. It is a transcript of the gene foxe1, whose product is annotated as forkhead box E1. NCBI's taxonomy places the organism in Eukaryota, Metazoa, Chordata, Actinopteri, Perciformes, Serranidae. The transcript is spliced from 2 exons. The record is from RefSeq and is a predicted model, not a curated record. Bases 197 to 1291 code for a protein of 364 amino acids. Gene Ontology annotation, biological process: anatomical structure morphogenesis; cell differentiation; regulation of transcription by RNA polymerase II. Gene Ontology annotation, molecular function: RNA polymerase II cis-regulatory region sequence-specific DNA binding; DNA-binding transcription factor activity, RNA polymerase II-specific.